This is a messenger RNA of Protomyces lactucae-debilis, 1565 nucleotides long. RefSeq names its product type-2 proteins geranylgeranyltransferase subunit beta. The record is from RefSeq and is a predicted model, not a curated record. Gene Ontology annotation, molecular function: Rab geranylgeranyltransferase activity. The transcript has a single exon. Bases 426 to 1370 code for a protein of 314 amino acids. Gene Ontology annotation, biological process: protein geranylgeranylation. Lineage: Eukaryota; Fungi; Ascomycota; Taphrinomycetes; Taphrinales; Protomycetaceae. Gene Ontology annotation, cellular component: Rab-protein geranylgeranyltransferase complex.
AUUGAUGGCCUUCGACAUGCCGCCAAAGAUGCCACUUCGAAGGAAGCUUUCUCUAAACUGUCGAGCGAGUAGUAGUCUAUCAUUCUGCUUCGUCUUAGACCUGAGGGCUUGAGUAAAGAUGGCACUGGCAAGGACGGGCUGAUUGUAUAUUGAAAAGACUGAUCCGGAAAGGUAAUGAUACGAGGAUGGUAGCACCUUUUCAAAGUAUUUGAGACUCAUACUCAGCUAUAUCUGCUAUCCAGCUUAGCCAGAAGAGGACCCUUUGUCCUAAUGAACAACACCGAGGGCCUUGGUCGGAGCAGUUUGUUUGUUGCGAGAUUGUCGUGUGCUGCAAACGGACAACUACGACCAUUGUCCAUCACCUGUGCUAAUUUGCCUGACGCUUGCUUACAGCUCCAGAGCUCUAUAGAACACUUUGAUAUAGUAUGUUGGAUGGCUCCAUCCUACGCAAGAAGCACAUCAGCUUCAUUCGUCGCCUCUAUCGGCUCGAUCCAAAUUGUCUCGAAGCACUCAUCACACAAUAUAUCCGCAUCAAUGGCAUCUACUGGGCCCUGAUUGCUGCUCAUCUGCUUGGAAGGCCUAAUCUACUUCCCAGAGACGAAAUCAUUAAGGAGAUCUUGGCGUGUCGCCAGCCAGAUGGUGGCUUUGGGUCAGCGCCAGGUCAUGAUUCUCACGUUGUCUGCACACUACAUGCUGUUCAGAUAUUAGCCAUGCAAGGUGCUCUUCAUCUUGUCGAUGCUGAGCAUACAGGUGACUAUAUUUCAAAGCUACAACUUCCCUCUGGCGCGAUACAAGGGGAUGUAUGGGGUGAAGUUGACAUGCGCAUCAACUACGCAGCCACGCAAUGUCUUGUCCUCCUUGGCAAACUCGAUAAACUCAAUAGAGAAGCACUCGCUGCAUAUGUCCUUCAGUGUCGCAACUUUGAUGGUGGCUUUGGCAUGGUGCCCGGUGCGGAAUCUCAUGCCUCACACGCCUUCACCAGUCUUGGGACUUUAUCACUGCUUGGCAAGCUUGAGAGUAUUGAUCAGAACCGGACGGCUUGGUGGCUUUCUCUGAGACAGCUCAAGAAUGGUGGUCUCAAUGGACGCCCAGAGAAAUUGGAAGAUGUUUGUUACUCCUGGUGGGUUCUCUCCGCCCUCGCCAUGCUAGAUCGCGUCGACUGGAUUGACAAGCAGAAAUUACGCGCCUUCAUCUUAUCCACGCAAGAUGAGCAGAUUGGUGGUAUGAGUGAUCGGCCUGGUGACGUACCAGACAUCAAUCAUACUUGUUUUGGGUUGACGGGAUUGAGUCUAUUAGGCUAUGAUGGCCUAGAAGCCAUUGACCCACGCUUCUGCAUGCCAGUCUCGGUGAUUCGCCAAAUGGGCUUGUGAUGAAGGACUAGCGUGGAUCUGGUAGCAAUGGAGCAUCUUCAUCUUCGUCGGCAAAUGGAUUUUCGCCGUAGACGCAGUAGUGUUGCAGCAUCAACAACGUAUCAAAGAACAUGGAUAGGAGGCCGAGACCAAACUUGACGAUAUCGCCCGUGAUGGCGGACCAAUCUCCAGAGACAGCUGAAUCAAGGACGAGUU